Molecule: messenger RNA, 1796 nt
Organism: Phoenix dactylifera (date palm)
Lineage: Eukaryota; Viridiplantae; Streptophyta; Magnoliopsida; Arecales; Arecaceae
Product: structural molecules protein
Biological process (GO): protein localization to Golgi apparatus; Golgi to plasma membrane protein transport; Golgi to endosome transport
Cellular component (GO): trans-Golgi network; Golgi membrane
Source: RefSeq, a predicted model, not a curated record
UCUCGUUCCGCUCGCCGACUUCCGACUGGCGUGCAGCGCACGCAAAUGAGAAUCACGCUGUGCCGUUUGAUCCCAUCGAGGCGCCAUCGUGUGGUACUCAGGCUUUCGCAGGUUCGCAGGCGCCUGCAAACUGAAGAGAGAGGUGUUACUGCCGUCGCAGGAAGCGAUGGUGGGGGGGCCGAACGCUUCGCGAGAAAGCGGAGACUAGAUAUUGAAUCUCUCCAACAACCAAGCGUUCGACUCGAGAUCUCCCCAUCGCCGCCUUGCGCUUGCUCUCCUUGUGCCGAUCCCAAAUCUCGCUCUCAUCUCGCAUCGACGGAAGAGCAAACGCCGAUCUUAUUUCGCUGAGGGCGAUUAGAUCCGCCGCCCGGAUGCCAGAUUUAGUUCCACUUUAGAGAGUAGUAUCGAGGUUGGGAGGUUUUGAUUAGGGUUUCCAUUAAAUUCUUCUUGUUUUCGGGAUAAUUCUUUGACAAUUUUGUUGGUAGAGCUUGCUUUCUUUUCUCACGAAUUUGGAUCGUUCGAAUUUCGAUUGUCCAAGAAAAUUGAGAGAUUGUGGGGAUCUUGGAAUUCCGUUGCUUGGAGUUAGAUGUUUGGGCAGAAGAAUUGGAAGCUUUAGGACGUUUUGAUUCAAUGAUUGAUUGGAAGCAGGAUGAAAAAUUGGAGAUCUAGUUUGAUAGAUUGGAUUGAUUCAGAUUGCGAAAUCUUUGAGUAAUUGCUUCCAAUUAGAGAGGGCGUAAGAGCAGAAUCUAGGGCUUUGUGGGUUGUUUUUGUACUGUCGAAAAAGUCAUGUUUUACGGGGCGAUGGUAUGGGAUCCAUGGCUUAUCGUGUCUCAGAUCGUCUGUCUUCAGUGUUUGUACUACCUGACCCUCGGACUGUUCAUGGCCAUUCUCGUUGGCACUCGCGUGUCCCGGUUGAGCCUCAUGUAUUUCUUCGAUUUCUCAACUCUUACCGCUUCCACGGUCACCGGAUGGUGCGCGAUUGUUUCAUUUCUUCUCAGCUCGCUUGCCGGGGCAAGUUACUUGCUUUAUUUGAUCGAGAGAGCCAAAAAAUGCUUAGAUUUUGCGGCUACCCUCUAUAUAGUUCAUCUCUUUAUAUGCAUCAUAUAUGGAGGGUGGCCAUCCUCCAUCACAUGGUGGGUUGUUAAUAUUACCGGAUUGGCAUUGAUGUCUUUGCUUGGAGAAUGGCUGUGUAUCAGACGUGAAUUGCGAGAGAUUCCUAUUUCACGACUUCGUUCAAAUGUUUGACACCAAAUUUGGAAGAGCACAGUUAUGCUUCAUGCUUUCUUACAGCCAACCAAUUCUCCAUUUUUUUUUAAGUUCAUGGCAAUGUCAUAUCAUGAUUAAGUACAUGACAGGAGUGGAUAUUCUCACGGCGUUGAACAUCAAUUUAUGGAGAAACGGACAAGUUCAAGUCCACACUAUAGAAGUUGCAUCAUGUUUGUUUUUUUUACUUGGUCUUGCGCUUGUCCUUCCAUUGGGAAAAUUUCACAAGAAUGUUUGGGCUUGGCCCAAUUAAAAUUCAUAGAAAAAGUCAACUAGCAUGUAUGCUAUGCUAGUCCCUUCUUUUUAAUAUAGCUGAAUGCAUGAAUGGAUUUUGCUUGUCGUUUUUUAAUUGGCAUGCUAUCGUAGUUGGUCACAUGCAGUUGAGGAACUCACCUUUUUGUGUACCAGAGUCGGCAAUAUACCAUCUAUAUAAGUAAACAAAAUGCCAAAAUGCCACUAUUACAAAUUAGGGUCUUUGUUCCGUCUUGUUGGAUUAAUUUUAUAGAUACAUCUGUCAUUUAGUGUUUGCAAAA